This is a messenger RNA of Paralichthys olivaceus (Japanese flounder), 1806 nucleotides long. The record is from RefSeq and is a predicted model, not a curated record. NCBI's taxonomy places the organism in Eukaryota, Metazoa, Chordata, Actinopteri, Pleuronectiformes, Paralichthyidae.
ACUGUGGAGUACAACAUCUUUGAAGGCAUGGAGGUGCGCGGUGGGCCUCUGGUGGUGAUCAGCCAGGGCAAGAUCGUCUUGGAGGAGGGGAACCUCCACACCACCGAGGGCUCGGGACGCUUCGUGGCCCGUAAACCUUUCCCUGACUAUGUCUACAAGAGGAUAAAGGCUCGCAGCAGGCUGGCGGAGCUGAGGGGCGUACCCAGAGGACUGUAUGACGGUCCGGUCUGCGAGGUGUCGGUCACCCCUAAAACCAUGACUCCUGCCUCCUCUGCCAAGACCUCACCUGCCAAGCAGCCCAACCAGCCUGUCCGCAACCUGCACCAGUCUGGAUUCAGUCUAUCUGGUGCUCAAAUCGACGACAACAUUCCCCGCCGCAACACCCAGCGCACCCUGGCGCCCCCAGGUGGCAAGUCCAACAUCGCCAGCCUGGGUUAAAGCUCCAACCUCGGCAGCUGAGGAGGAAACGGAGAUUUGAGGGGGAAAUGGCCGACGGGAGCAAAAGGGUCGAGAAACCACAUCACGACACCGGGAGAGCCCCGCCCCCUUUCUGCACCGGGCGGCCCUUUAGCCUCGAUCUUUGACUUCCUUCUCUGCUGCUUGUUCAUGCACCCACUCCUCUUCCUCUUCCCCAAUCCCUGAUCCUAGAGGACACUGCUAGAAACAAAACAACAAAUAAUGAAAAAAGAGAAAAAAAUGAAAACACUCCUUAUUUGAGCACUUUUUAAAGCAUUAUUUAGUUUUUUUUAUAAUGUACCUUCUCCCUGCCGUGUCUCCUUUGGAUGUUUGUUAUACUGUUGUUUUAAUAGAGGGGUCAAGACUAAACUGAAUUAAUACAGUUCAGAAAAGAGGAUACAUUUCAUGCAAGAUGUCCAUUAUUUCCCAUUUUCUCUUUUACGUUUGGGAGUAAUUAUCGGAGCAUGGGUCCAAAACCAGUUUUGUUAUUUACUCACUUUGGUUUGAAAUAGGCCAAACGAUAGGUUGCUUGAAAUUGAAUAGUCUUGCAGUUUACUCAGCUGCCAAGAAUCUAGUUCUUCCAUCAAGCUGGUGACUUCCUGUGAUUUGUCUUACGUUGCAUUUCAAUCGCUUCACUUUCCAGGGCAUCGGCCAUCUGACAACGCACCGCUGCGAUCAAUGCGGAAUUGAUUAUUUGCCACGAGGACGGCCCUGAGAUUUUUGAAAAAUGUAGCAACACAGGAAUCUUUUACGAGAGUUCGCCCAUCUGUGGCUGAGCUGAGGUACAUGAGUAAAAGAGCAUAUUGCAAAUUUGGCAGCUGCGUUUAGAGCUUGUGAGUUGGCGGGGGAGGGGAAAGGGUGUUGUGCAGCAGAAGGAGCUUUGGCAGGUAGUAAAUAGAGCUUUAUGCCUCAUCUCUGAGCGCUAGGGCGAUGGUCAAGUGAGAGGAUUGAAGGAAAGAUUUAGGAAAGAGCGUCAGUUCAAGGCCUUAUUGCUUCUUAGCGGCGUCCUCAUAGAGAACUUGUGUGUGGAAGGUGCCGUUCACUACGCAGCUACUUAUGUUUCCAGUUUGUGAAUCACAACGGUACAAAUUUUCCGCUCGACAGCUAUUGAAGCACCUCGAUAACCGUCCAUCACCAACCAGUGCAUUUACACACAGAAUGUUUCUCCGCCUCCAAAUGUGACUCUUUUGUACUCAUCGAAGUCCCUCUCUCCUUUCCACUCUUUAUGUGCCUGAACCCACAGAAGUUGUACUGAUAGUUUGAUCUUUAUGUUUGUUUUUUCUUGUGUUGGUGUUCUUAUUGAGGUAAGUGAAGGAUGUAAGAUAAAUAAAAGAUGUAAAAUAGCCAGGA